AUGAGCUUCGUUGUCCCGCGCACUGAAACCGCAAGCCCGACUGCAGAAAGUGCAACAUACACAUACACAAUACGCAGUGACCUACCGUCCUACGCAACGGCGAAUCUAGGGCCCUUGACUACGACAUUCACGCCCAAACAAGGCUGCGACUCCCUCACGGCGAGCACAGCGUGGGAUAACACCAAGUCGGUUUUUAUCCGCUUUGAUUACGCCAAAACCUGUGAUGGAUCCAGUACGCGCGUCGCCACAGAUUGCCUGCCACCCCUCUUCGCCUCUGCCGCCAGCGCCCUUGGUGUUGCUGCUCGGGCUCCGAACCCGGUGCCUCGGAUACUCCCUGUGUAUUCUCCAGGCACCAUUUGUCCCACGGGUUACUGGCCUGCCUGUGGAGUUUCAAGGCAGGCGGAUUUCUUGAUCGCGGAAGGCCUAGGCACGGGAAAGACGGGUCAGUUUAAUGCUGAGACGACGGGCGGUCUGCUCAAGGCCGGGCAGGCUGCAACAGGCUGCUGCCGCAGUGGGUUUACUUGCGACCCCAACAAUCAAUACGGCUGUAAAUCUUCCGCAACCUCGGGCGACGUAAUCACCGCCAAUGCCACCGCCUGCGGCACUGUGUUAGGGACAUACACUUCCAACGCAACCUUCAGCUUGUUCGCAACAGGCCCCUGCAUCAUCCUCGUAAACGACCUACCGAGCUCCAAAACUGCAGCCUCCUCAUCUUCAAGCAAUAGCGCAGCUACAAGCAACAGCUCACCUGCAAGCAGUAGUUCAUCUACCAACAGCGGUGACUUAUCAGUCGGCGCAAAAGCGGCCAUCGGGGUUUGCGUGCCGCUCUUUUCCGUGUUUGCCUUUUUGGGCAUAUUCACGCUGCUACGCCGACGUCGACGCCAGGCCGCGAGCCAGACUGGCAGUGCCGUUGAAGGGGAGGAAGGAGGUGCGGCGGCAGCGGGCGGCGACUGGGCAUACACGCCGGAGCUGGAGGGCACGGAUCCCCGCCAUCCCCGCCAGUCGUUGAUGAUGGGGAGCGACGCCUCCGGACGCGUCGUGUCGCAGCUCUCAGACGGCUCUGCACGGCUGAGCCACUUCAUCAGCGGCCUCGACGGGGCGCCGGAGCUCCACAGCUCGAUGCCACGACUGCACCAGGAGAUCGUGGAGCUGCCGGCGGAGGAAGCCGCGGCCACUGAGGCAAGGCAACGUCGAGUUUACACCUAG
Messenger RNA from Cordyceps fumosorosea ARSEF 2679, 1206 nucleotides. RefSeq lists its product as hypothetical. The transcript is spliced from 2 exons. Bases 1 to 1206 code for a protein of 401 amino acids. The record is from RefSeq and is a predicted model, not a curated record. Lineage: Eukaryota; Fungi; Ascomycota; Sordariomycetes; Hypocreales; Cordycipitaceae.